Sebastes umbrosus (honeycomb rockfish) is the source of this 3847-nucleotide messenger RNA. Its product is annotated as NLR family CARD domain-containing protein 3-like. The coding region runs from base 159 to 3581 and encodes 1140 amino acids. Gene Ontology annotation, molecular function: protein binding. The record is from RefSeq and is a predicted model, not a curated record. NCBI's taxonomy places the organism in Eukaryota, Metazoa, Chordata, Actinopteri, Perciformes, Sebastidae. The transcript is spliced from 10 exons.
ACUCCUCAGACGUCCCCAGAUCAAAUGCUCACAGACACCAGGACUGACGAGGAAGAGAUGAGCUUCUUCUUCUUCUUUUUCUAGUGUUUCCUCGACACAUGAAGGUGGAAAGUGUCUGUAAACUGACCUGAAGUGAGUUCAACAGUGUGGACUCUGUUAUGGAUCAGUGUGCGGACAGAGAGGAGGGAGUCCUUCCCUUUAAAACCACUGCUGAACCUGGACCUGAACCUGAACCUGAACCUGAACCUGGACCUGGACCUGAACUCAGCUACUUGUCCAUGAAGAGUGACAUGUCUAUGGGUGAACCUCUUGUCUUCAAAGAUGGGCACCGGUCUGAUGAUCAAAUAGUUCAUCAGCAGAGUUUAAAGGUCACCCGUGGUCAGUCUGCCCUGCAGCAUCAAACACAACUGGACUCCAUGUUUAUGCUGCUGGAAGAAAACAUCGAAAGCUUUGUGAAGAACGAGCUGAAGAAGAUCCAGAGACUUCUGAGUCCAGAUUACCCAGAAUGCUUAAAGAGUCAGAGGGAGGAUGAGGAGGUGUUGGUUGGAGAGGAGGAAGAGCAGAGGAGGAGGAGCAGAGAGGCAUUUCUGCAGAUCACACUGAACUUCCUGAGGAGAAUGAAGCAGGAGGAGCUGGCUGACUGUCUGCAGAGCAGAACUAUUGCUGCAGUGUGCCAACGUAAACUCAAGUCUAACCUGAAGGAGAAGUUCCAGUGUGUGUUUGAGGGGAUCACUAAAGCAGGAAACCCAACCCUUCUGAAUCAGAUCUACACAGAGAUCUACAUCACAGAGGGAGGGACUGCAGAGGUCAAUGAUGAACAUGAGGUCAGACUAAUUGAAACACCCUCCAGGAAACCAGACAGACCAGAAACAGCAAUCCGAUGUGAAGACAUCUUUAAAGCCUCACCUGGAAGAGAUAAACCAAUCAGAACAGUGAUGACAAAGGGAGUGGCUGGCAUUGGGAAAACAGUCUUAACACAGAAGUUCACUCUGGACUGGGCUGAAGACAAAGCCAACCAGGACAUACAGUUCACAUUUCCAUUCACUUUCAGAGAGCUGAAUGUGCUGAAAGAGAAGAAGUACAGCUUGGUGGAACUUGUUCAUCACUUCUUUACUGAAACCAAAGCAGCAGGAAUCUACAGGUUUGAAGAGUUCCCGGUCGUGUUCAUCUUUGACGGUCUGGAUGAGUGCCGACUUCCUCUGGACUUCCUCAACAAUGAGAUCCUGACUGAUGUUACAGAGUCCACCUCAGUGGAUGUGCUGCUGACAAACCUCAUCAGGGGGAAACUGCUUCCCUCUGCUCGCCUCUGGAUAACCACACGACCCGCAGCAGCCAAUCAGAUACCUCCUGAGUGUGUUGACAUAGUGACAGAGGUCAGAGGGUUCACCGACACACAGAAGGAGGAGUACUUCAGGAAGAGAAUCAAAGAUGAGGAGCAGACCAGAACAAUCAUCUCCCACAUCAAGACAUCACAAAGCCUCCACAUCAUGUGCCACAUCCCAGUCUUCUGCUGGAUCACUGCUACGGUUCUGGAGAAGGUGUUGAAGACCAGAAAGAGAGGAGAGCUGCCCAAGACCCUGACUGAGAUGUACAUCCACUUCCUGGUGGUUCAAUCCAAACUGAAGAACAUCAAGUAUGAUGGAGGGGCUGAGACAGAUCCACACUGGAGUCCAGAGAACAGGAAGAUGAUCGAGUCUCUGGGAAAACUGGCUUUUGAGCAGCUGCAGAAAGGCAACCUGAUCUUCUAUGAAUCCGACCUGACAGAGUGUGACAUUGAUAUCAGAGCAGCCUCAGUGUACUCAGGAGUGUUCACAGAGAUAUUUGAAGAGGAGGGAGGACCGUACCAGGACAAGGUGUUCUGCUUCGUCCAUCUGAGUUUUCAGGAGUUUCUGGCUGCUCUUCACGUCCAUCUGACAUUCAUCAACUCUGGUGUCAAUCUGAUGGCAGAAGAACAAUCAACCUCCCGGUUGUCUAAAGUAUUUAGAGGGCAAUCUAAACUAACACAUCUCUACCAGAGUGCUGUGGACAAGGCCUUACAGAGUCCAAACGGACACCUGGACUUGUUCCUCCGCUUCCUCCUGGGUCUUUCCCUGCAGACCAAUCAGACUCUCCUACAAGGUCUGCUGACACAGACAGGAGGUAGCUCACAGAUCAACCAGAAAGCUGUAGAGUACAUCAAGAAGAAGAUCAGUGAGGAUCUGUCACCAGAGAAAAGCAUCAAUCUGUUCCACUGUCUGAAUGAACUUAAUGAUCAUUCUCUAGUGGAGGAGAUCCAACAGUCCCUGAGAUCUGGAUGUCUCUCCACGGAUGAACUGUCUCCUGCUCAGUGGUCAGCUCUGGUCUUCAACUUACUGUCAUCAGAAAAAGAUCUGGAGGUGUUCGACCUGAAGAAAUACUCUAGUUCAGAGGAGGAUCUUCUGAGGCUGCUGCCAGUGGUCAAAGCCUCCAACAAAGCUCUGCUGACCUGUUUUGACCUCUCAGAGAGAAGCUGUGAAGCUCUGUCCUCAGUUCUCAGCUCCCAGUCUUCUAAACUGAGAGAGCUGGACCUGAGUAACAACAACCUGCAGAGUUCGAAAGUGACGCUGUUGUCUGUUGGACUGGAGAGUCCACACUGUAAACUGGAAACUCUACGGCUAACUGGCUGUAAUCUGCGAAGGAGAAGCUGUAAAGUUCUCUCCUCAGUUCUGAGUUCCCAGUCCUGUAGUCUGAGAGAGCUGGACCUGAGUAACAACGACCUGCAGGAUACCGGAGUGAGGCUUUUGUCUGCUGGACUGAAGAAUCCACACUGCACACUGGAAACCCUCAGGCUGUCAGGCUGUCUAGUCACAGAGGACGGCUGUUCUUCUCUGGCCUCAGCUCUGAGCUCCAACCCCUCCCAUCUGAGAGAGCUGGACCUGAGCUACAACCAUCCAGGAGACUCAGGAGGGAAGCUGCUGGCUGCUGGAGUGGAGGAUCCACAAUGGAGACUGGAUACUUUCAGGGUGGACCAUUGUGGAGAGCAGAUGUUAAAACCUAGUCUGAGGAAGUAUGCCUGUGAACUCACACCGGACACUCACACAGCAAACUGUUUCAUCAAACUGUCUGACAACAACAGGACGGUGAUUCAUGUGGGCAAGGAGCAGCCGUAUCCUGAUCAUCCAGAGAGGUUUGACUACUGGGCUCAGAUGCUGUGUAGAGAUGGUCUGACUGGUCGCUGCUACUGGGAGGUGGAGUGGAAAGGAGCGGUUCGUGUAGCGGUGACUUACGGAGGAAUCAGCAGGAGAGGAAACACCAAUGACUGUGUGUUUGGAAGAAACGAUCGGUCCUGGAGUCUGAGCUGCUGUGAUGAUAACUACUCUGUCUGUCACAAUAACAGAAUCAGAUCCAUCCCUCCUAUCUCCUCUUCCUCCUCCUCUUCCUCCUCUGGUAGAGUAGCAGUGUAUGUGGACUGUCCUGCCGGCACUCUGUCGUUCUACAGAGUCUCCUCUGACACACUGAUCCACCUCCACACCUUCAGCACCACGUUCACUGAACCUCUUUAUCCUGCGUUUGGGUUUAUGUUCAAGGCAUAUGGUGCCUCGGUGUCUCUGUGUUCUCUGUAGGAGGGACACGACUUCCUGUCCUGUGGUUUAAAUGUUGAUGGUGGACGAGGCUUCACUUUGGUUGACUGUUGGCUCACUGAUUGUAUAUUUUAAUGUCAGAAAUGUGAGAGAUGAGAGAGAUGAUCUCCGCAGUGCUCAACUUGUUGUGUACAAACUGAAUUAACUUUGAUAUUCACUUUAAAAAAACUAAUUCUUGGAGCAGCAUCUAGUAGCUGUUAAUGUCUGUAGUGAUUGUCUUUUAGUUCAGUAAAGAUUUAAAGACAAAA